UUUGGUAUAUUCAAAAAAAUAAAGAUUGAAAAAUUAUUAAAGAGGAUUGCCCUUAUCGUAUAGAAUAAUAAAAGUUAAUUAUAUUGUACUGCUCUGUCAUUUCCUGUGAAUAAUUGAAAAAAGGGAUUAAUUAAGAUUACUUAAUUCGAAUAGGUUAAUAGAUUCGGUUGCUUUGGACGAUGUAAUGAAUAACGAAUGGAUUAAAUAGAAAGAGAUAACCACUAAAACUACAAACCAGUAUACUAAUAAAGCGAUUUUAAUGGAAAAAAGGACAUCCAUAUGGCUUCAAAUUUCACAUCAGUGCUGAAGUACACGUGAAGACGUUAUUAAGCUGCAUGUUAUUUGGAUUUCAUAUUCAGCUAAGGAAAGCUUUCUUAGUCAAUAGACACGUCUAGCUGAAUCCUCAUCUAUAUCCUUAAGCUGUCAUGAGAAAAUACUUUUUAAUGCAAAUUUAUUGUUUUUUUUUCUGCUCUGUUUUGAAUAUUUGCGAUGGGAACAGUGUUGAGCAUUAAUCCUAAGGAUCGCCAAAAUCCAAUUUAUUCUGGUCAACAUUAUUUUCAAUACCGACAACAAGCGGAGUCAAAAAAGGAGUAUAAUACUGACAACGUUCAUGCAAAUGAUUCACAGCUUAACAACUUCUCAUAUGAACAAUUAAAUAAUGCGAAAAAUCGUGAGAAUAGAAAAGUUCAUUGCUCUCAUUUUUCAAAAAAUGGCAAUAGCAAUCACAACGGAUGUUCAAGUGUUAAGAUAAGCAACUUGAAUUCAAAUAAUAUUCACCAAAUAAAUAAUAGCACCAAAGACACCAUAAAUAACGAUUUAGAUCUUCACAAUGAAAACACAAUAAUAUUAUCUGAAAAGAGUAGCAUAGAAAAAAACUUAAAAAAGCAUUCAAUAUUUAUGAAUGCACUAUCCUGGAAAAAGAUUUCAUCUCACAGCAAGAAGAAAAAUGAAACCAAAUCAAAAUGUUCGAAUCUUCCCGUUGGGAAUUGCAAGACACAGUUUACUGACUCCAAUUAUACAUCCAUGGGAGACAAAAACAAAAACUCUCGUCAAAACUUUAUAUAUAUGGAUGACCAUCAAACGUUUAAUUCUGAAAUUAGUCAAGAAUCGUGCUUACGUUACUUAUCAUCGAAAGAUAAAAUAAAAAACACAUUGGACAUUGUUAAAGCAAACAAUACCAAUAAUAUAUUGAAUUAUAAUAAGCUUGUACAAAAGCAGCCCUUGGCAAUAUCAUUGCCUACUCAAUUACAAUCGUCGACCUUGCAAACAAAAAUCAACAAUAAUGGACCCAGAAAAACUGUAAUACAGGCAUCUACUUCCGAACUUCUUAAGUGCUUGGGAAUAUUUUUGCACUAUCGAUGCAGAAAACUUAGAAAUUUUGAAGCAGGAGAUGCGGUAAUGUGGCUUCGUACCGUCGAUAGAAGUCUUUUGUUGCAAGGAUGGCAGGAUGUGGCUUUUAUCAAUCCGGCUAAUGUUGUGUUUGUUUACAUGUUGGUUCGCGAGUUAGUAAAUGGGGAGGAAACAAAGGAGUGCGAUUUACAAGCUGCUGUACUAACAUGUUUAUAUUUGUCAUAUUCGUACAUGGGAAAUGAAAUAAGCUAUCCUCUAAAACCAUUUCUUGUCGAGGAUUCAAAGGAAAAAUUUUGGGAUCGAUGCUUACUGAUAGUGAACCGUUUAAGCACAAAGAUGCUUAAAAUUAACGCUGAGCCAGGAUUUUUCACUGAAGUUUUUACUGAACUUAAAUCGUGUGGUCAACUGGUUUCAAGUUCGAACCGCUCCCUUUCCUGCGGAGCUGCUUGACGCAUUUUUAUUGCAGAAAUCACGAUUCGACUAACAUUUUCUGCACAACAUUAUGAUAACCGUAUAUAUAAACUUUGUUGUAAUUGAUAUACAUAAAUCGAUAAAAACAA
This is a messenger RNA of Stomoxys calcitrans (stable fly), 1910 nucleotides long. It is a transcript of the gene Cdk5alpha, whose product is annotated as cyclin-dependent kinase 5 activator 1. Lineage: Eukaryota; Metazoa; Arthropoda; Insecta; Diptera; Muscidae. Bases 490 to 1800 code for a protein of 436 amino acids. Gene Ontology annotation, cellular component: protein kinase 5 complex; cytoplasm. Gene Ontology annotation, molecular function: cyclin-dependent protein serine/threonine kinase activator activity; protein kinase binding. Gene Ontology annotation, biological process: activation of protein kinase activity; positive regulation of cyclin-dependent protein serine/threonine kinase activity. The transcript has 6 exons. The record is from RefSeq and is a predicted model, not a curated record.